ACAAUUGUCAAACAUUUUUCUAUCACAACAAUUAUGCAAACGAAUCCUAUGUGUAGAUUAACUACUACAAUUUUAUGAUCUCUUACACUUGUUUAUGUGAGAUUUGAUUGGACUACAACAGUGCUACAAUUCAACAAUAAAAUAGAGUUACAUAUCUACCCUCAUAUAUAUAUAUAUAUACAUAAUUAUAUAUUCGUAGGCCUCUUGUCUUGGCUAUAAAUAUGUCGAGUUCUACCCCUUUUACUCCACACUACUCAUUCCAAUCCAAAUUAACCAAUUAAUAUCCAUGGCUUUCAACAAGGGUUUUCUCGUGUUGCUACUGUUGGCACUUGUGGCUGCAACAGCACAUGCUCGUGUGGAUCUUAUGGGGCUUUUUGUUAAUGAUCAUUCUGAUCCCUUUUGUCCACCACCUGGACCGACAAUAUGUGUAAGUUGUGAAUGUAACGAAGAAGCUGGGGAGUUGGUGUGUGUUCGUAGUGAUUCGAGAAAGGGAAAGUGUCCAUCAAACUGCAGUGAAAGUUGCGCCUGUGACAGGUCUCGUUGCCCUCGUUGUUGGUGCAACUAUAAGGUUGUGGGAUGCCCAAAAAUCUGCCCCCCACCUAGUAUCACCAACGCCCAAGUUGCAUUUGAGAAUCUUCUCACUUUCAAGACAGGCUAAGUAAUUAACAGUGCAGAUGUUGUGCUUUUUCUAAUAAAAUCAUCUUAUUAUUACCUAUGGAUCAAGUCUAUGUUUGCUAAGCUUUGCAUCAACCACUACUAUUGUUGAUGCUUGUCUCUAUUACUAAAUAAAAUGCAAACUGUUGGUAUUUACUUUGAACUUUUUACCUUUAAAAAUCAUGUUAUAAGUUGCCACAAAACAUUGUUACGAAAUGUUAUGAUCAAAUAUUUGGGGCAAAGGAUGAUUAUCAAAUGGAUAAAUCUAUGUCUAUAACAUAUCUAUAAUGAUGAAGUUUCAUAUUCUAAAA
This is a messenger RNA of Cannabis sativa, 965 nucleotides long. RefSeq lists its product as uncharacterized. NCBI's taxonomy places the organism in Eukaryota, Viridiplantae, Streptophyta, Magnoliopsida, Rosales, Cannabaceae. The coding region runs from base 287 to 658 and encodes 123 amino acids. The transcript has 2 exons. The record is from RefSeq and is a predicted model, not a curated record.